UCUGCGAGCCAUGGAGGGCAGAGGAGGACUGUCGGACGAGGCCGCGGCUGCUGCCUGCAAAAAGGGAGACCCCAUCACCACGGACUACAUGCUGCAGCAGACAAAUCUGCGGGUCAAAGAUCCCGCUAGAUCUCUGGACUUCUACACCCGAGUCCUGGGCAUGACCUUGCUCCAGAAAAUAGACUUCCCCUCGAUGCGUUUCACCCUCUACUUCCUGGGCUUCGAGAAGAAGUCGGACAUCCCGGCUGACAUCCGAGAGCGGACGGCAUGGACCUUCUCGCGCCACGCCACUAUAGAGCUCACCCAUAACUGGGGUUCAGAGUGCGAUGAAAGUCUGGCGUUCCACAACGGGAACACCACGCCCAAAGGAUUUGGGCAUAUCGGCAUCUCUGUUCCCGAUGUUCAGGCCGCCUGCAGAGUGUUUGAAGAGCAAGGAGCCACGUUCCUCAAGAAACCCCAAUCUGGUAAAAUGAAGGGUCUGGCCUUCAUCCAGGACCCUGACGGAUACUGGAUUGAGAUCCUAAACCCUAACAAAAUGGUCCCACUAAUGUCCCCUCCAAUCACAGACACACCGGGGGGGGAUAGCCAGACCACCGCGGUCGGAGAACCACAGAAGAAGACUGUGAAACUUUAA
This is a messenger RNA of Perca flavescens (yellow perch), 634 nucleotides long. Its product is annotated as lactoylglutathione lyase. Lineage: Eukaryota; Metazoa; Chordata; Actinopteri; Perciformes; Percidae. The record is from RefSeq and is a predicted model, not a curated record. Gene Ontology annotation, molecular function: lactoylglutathione lyase activity; metal ion binding. The transcript has 6 exons. Bases 11 to 634 code for a protein of 207 amino acids.